AUGGCGUCGAGAUCAUCUCUGUCAGAGGACGACUUUGCCUGUCCCAUCUGCUGUGACAUCUUUAGAGAUCCUGUCAUCCUGCUCUGUAGCCACAGCUUCUGCCGAGGCUGCCUGCAGCAGUACUGGAAACAGAAGGGGACGCGGGAAUGUCCCAUCUGCAGGAGAAGAUCCUCCAGGUCUGUUCCCCCGUCUAACCUGGUUCUGAAGAGACUGUGCGAGGCCCUCCUGGAGGAGAAGAGUCUGGGACUGCUAUCAGGUUCUCCCAAGUCUGAGUCUCCUCUCCGGUUCGCAGUGGGGUCAGAGGAGCUCUGCAGUCUGCACAAAGAGAAACUCAAACUCUUCUGUCUGGACGACGAGCAGCCCGUGUGUGUGGUGUGUCGGGACUCUAAAAAACACACCACACACAGCUUCUGCCCAGCCGACGAAGCAGCACAGGACCUCAAGGAGGAACUCAGGACCAAACUGAAGCCUUUACAGGAGAAGCUGGACCACUUUGAAAAGGUGAAACUCACCUACGAUCAAACAGCAAGACACAUUAAGACUCAGUCCCAGGGCACUGAGAGACAGAUAAUGGAGGAGUUUGAGAAGAUUCACAAGUUUCUACGAGAUGAGGAGGCGGUGAGGAUAGCUGCACUGAGGGAGGAGGAGCUGCAGAAGAGUCAGAUGAUGAAGAAGAAGAUUGAGGAGAUGAACAGAGAGAUAUCGUCUCUCUCAGACACAAUCAGAGCCAUAGAGAGGGAAACAGAGGCUGAAGACGUCACAUUCCUGCAGAACUACAAGGACACAAUGGAAAGAACCAACCACACACUGGUGGAUCCAGAGAUGGUUUCAGGAUCACUGAUCAAUGUGGCAAAACACCUGGGUAACCUGAAGUUCAGAGUCUGGGAGAAGAUGCAGGAGAUUGUUCAAUACACUCCAAUUACACUGGACCCAAACACUGCCCAUCCCACCCUCAUCUUAUCUGAGGAUCUGACCAGUGUACAGUUCAGAGAGAAGGGACUGCAGCUCCCAGACAACCCAGAGAGAUUUGAUUACUGGGAGUUUGUCCUGGGCUCUGAGGGCUUUGAUUCGGGAACACACUGCUGGGAUGUGGAGGUGACUGACAGCAGUCUCUGGGCGCUUGGUGUGACCACAGUGUCUGUGGAGAGGAAAGGAGAGAGCUUGUUUAAAAGUGGAGUGUGGGGGGUGGGUUACUAUAAUGGAGAAUACGGAGCAAGUUCUUCAGUGGAUCCGCCCACUCCCCUCUCAACCAAUCAGAAGCUCCAGAGGAUCAGAGUGCAACUGGAUUGGAACAGAGGAACGGUGUCGUUUUCUGACGCUCUGAGUAACAAACAUCUACACACCUUCACACACUCGUUCAGUGAGAGACUGUUUCCUUAUAUUAGUAAUUACUGUGAGCAGAAUCCACUGAGGAUCCUUCCGGUUAAGGCCAGCGUAACAGUGUAA
Messenger RNA from Chanos chanos (milkfish), 1446 nucleotides. RefSeq names its product nuclear factor 7, brain-like. Gene Ontology annotation, molecular function: zinc ion binding; protein binding. The transcript is spliced from 6 exons. The record is from RefSeq and is a predicted model, not a curated record. NCBI's taxonomy places the organism in Eukaryota, Metazoa, Chordata, Actinopteri, Gonorynchiformes, Chanidae. The coding region runs from base 1 to 1446 and encodes 481 amino acids.